Engraulis encrasicolus (European anchovy) is the source of this 1708-nucleotide messenger RNA. RefSeq names its product POU domain class 2-associating factor 1. The coding region runs from base 120 to 1220 and encodes 366 amino acids. The record is from RefSeq and is a predicted model, not a curated record. The transcript is spliced from 6 exons. Gene Ontology annotation, molecular function: POU domain binding; DNA binding. NCBI's taxonomy places the organism in Eukaryota, Metazoa, Chordata, Actinopteri, Clupeiformes, Engraulidae.
UCAGAGCAAUCCACGUAAUUAUUUCUGUCUCCGCGGGUCAUUUGUUGACUGAAGUGCAUCUUAUUUGUAACAUACUGUAAAGAAAUUAAGUGUGUUUGGAAACCUUUUUUUUACAUAACAUGAUCCUCAGAAACUGUCCCUCUGAGCCGGUGAGCUCUAAGCCGUACCAGGGGGUGCGCGUGAAGGACCCGGUGAGGGAGCUACUGAGGCGGAAAAGAGGAAGCCACAACGCCACCAGUGUCAAAACACCUCCCCCUACUGCUGUGGUGAUUCCAAACAGUAUUUCACCAUCCUAUACUCAUGUGGGACCCUCUGGACUGCUGGAAAGUUGCCCCGGUGCUAUCAACACCAUCAGUGGUUCCAGCAGCAUCGGCAGCAGUGGCCCAGACACAGGAGCCUUCUACACGGGCUGGCUAGCCCAGCCUGGGGCCCCGAGCUUCCAGCCGCUUAGCCACUGGCCCUCCUCUGACUACUUCCAGACCAAUAUCACCUCCUCCUCCUCCUCCUCCUCCACCCCCACCUCCUCCUCCACCUGCCCCCUGGUGCCGGGCCUGUCCCCUGAGAUGUAUGUGCAGCCUGUGUGCCCCAGCUACACGGUGGUGGCCCCCUCCUCCCUCCUGACCCUCACCCACGCUCCACUCUUCACUAACAUUGGGGCCAUAACUCCCACUCCAGCAUCGUUGCCAUCCCAGGUGGACUUCCACGCGAUGUCCGACUCCCCCCUGGCCUACAUCCCCUGGCCCCAGCCCCUGGCCACCCUGCCUGGGGCCCAGCCCCUGGCCACCCUCCCUGGGCCGCUCAUGCAGUAUCCACCCCCCUGCCCCAUCACCACCACCAGCCCCAUUGCCCAGCUGCCUCCCAUGCCACAGGUGCCCCCCACCAGCCUUGUGGCACAUGUGCCACCUAUGCCAGCCAUGUCUGCAGAACAUGCCCCAGUGCUCCUACCAGAGCCAGUACACCCUGACAGCAUCACAGCAAUGCCCUGCUCAUCCACCACCAUGAGCAGCCCCAUGGGCCUGGUGCCCCUGGAGCCAGAGGUGCCCACUGUGCCCACUGUGCCCAUGGAACACAUCCCAGUGCCCCUGGAAGAGCCUGAUCACCAGCCCCUAGACUUGGAGGAGGAGGAGGAACCAAACCCCCUGGAGAAACUUCUAGAAGAUGGCCCCAGGGAUCAGGAUCCCUACGUCUGCAGCGCCUCAGUCUUCGCCCAGGGCGUCUGAGUGGGGAAUGCUCUGUACGUAGGGAUACUGUAGGCUGCAUAGAGGUCUGUGUGUGUGUCCCACACGGAGAUAAGUAUCAAGAGCCUUGAUGUUGAAAUGUUCACUGUUGGUUGCCACAACAAUGUGCAUAGAGAUGAAGAAUUAUUGGUCAUUGAAUGGUCUUUUCCCACAGAAGGAACAGUUGUAUUCCAGAAGUGUUAUUUUAAUCAAACUACAGUCGAGGUGUUAAUUCUCAUGCUGUGAAGUGUUGAGUGAGAGACUGUUAUGGAAGUCUGCAGCAGAAUGAGGCGUGAUGAAUGAUAUGAGCCUAGAGUUAUAAUGUAAACUUAUUUUAUGUUGUGCUUUUCGAUGUGUUUUAUUACAUUGCUGAAUUCUGAGGUAUGUAAUUAGUAUAAACGUGUAGCCAUUAGUGAAAAUGGCAUCAAUAAUUGACUGAAAGCUCAUUGUUUUGUUAUCAACAGUCAGAUUCAGCUGACUUUGUAUUGUAU